Messenger RNA from Anopheles bellator, 1461 nucleotides. RefSeq names its product FMR1-interacting protein NUFIP1 (gene Nufip). The record is from RefSeq and is a predicted model, not a curated record. Gene Ontology annotation, molecular function: RNA binding. Gene Ontology annotation, cellular component: nucleus. The coding region runs from base 106 to 1461 and encodes 451 amino acids. NCBI's taxonomy places the organism in Eukaryota, Metazoa, Arthropoda, Insecta, Diptera, Culicidae. The transcript has a single exon. Gene Ontology annotation, biological process: box C/D snoRNP assembly.
GUCGCUUCAUGGUGCGUUUGGGGAAGUACAUAAACAGAUCUUCGGCUCCGAACGAUCGCGUCUGAAUAGAAAGUAAACACAAAACGUGCUCUCGUCGCCGACAGCAUGGCGCAAGAAAACGGCGAAACGUUUCGGCUCCCGGGGCCCAAGUUUAAGGACGAGGUACAAAAGGCACUCGAUUGCUACAGUCGGCAUUUGAAUCCUCACUUUUCAACGCCGACCGGCAUGUUGAUGCCUCGCGAUAAACAACCGCCGCCGAUGUAUGGGCCACGAGGACCGACCGUGCCACCGCAGUAUUUGCCGGCCCAACGCCACAACCCACGGAAGCGGCCGGCCGGUGGCUACAACGGUUAUCCCUCACAACCGCGUCAACCGUUCCGGUACGGUGGACAACCACCACGACGCCCACCAGGGCUGGAGAAAGAUGUGGUUCCGGAGUUACUUCGCCUUGAUUGGAACCUGUGGUGCGCCGGGUGUGAUGUGAACUGCCGAAACGAAGAAGAGUACCGUCAACAUCUCGAUCGGCAUGUGCCAUGUGCUGUGGCGGGCUGCACAUUCGUUGGCCAUCCGAUGGUAAUGAAGAAACAUGCCAGUAAGGUGCACGUAGCCGAUCGACCGGAGGCAGCGGAAGCGAUCGCUAAGCCACCGUCGAACGAAGAGAUUGAACGGUGGCGCGAAGAACGUCGCAAGCGCUAUCCCACCAAGCAGAACGUUAUUGUCCGACAGCAGGCCCAAGAAGAACGGUUCAAGCGUGGGGAACGGAUCGAGGAAAAUAAGGAGCGAUUCCCAAAGCGGCCCGGAAGUAAUGAAACAACGCACGCCAAACCGUUCGUUGCUUCCAAAAGACAGAAACGUCGACGACGGGGGAAGGUGCCCGAUAAGUGUCCCGAAGAGAAAGACUCCGGUCCCGGACGGAUAGCGUUUGUCGGCACCGCCGCUCUGGAAGACUACCGGGAACCAACGGCAAGCAACGCGCUCGGUAUGCUGGGAGUAUACGGUUCAGACAGUGCGAGCAUAUCGGAAGAUGAGGAUGAGAGUGUCUCAAUUGAACCGGAACACCCGUGUAUCGUUGACCAGAAACAUGUUCCGAAGGUGCUGGGCGAAGUGCAACCAAAGGAUGAUGGCCAGAGAGAACAGGUACCACCGGCAGCGGUGCCAAUGGUAGCAGAUCGGAGUGAGGAGAAAGAACCACAAGGCUCGGCGACUCACUGCAAGCAAAAGCAUCGCGGGCGGCACAGUGAUGCGAGACCCAUUGGCGAGCGGCCAACGAAAAAGUACUUGCUGGACUACUCGAAACUGCGGCGAGCGACCCAAAACACCAUGCUGGAAAAGCUGCUGGACGCGGACAUCCGGCACGAGCGAAACGUACUGCUGCAGUGCGUGAGGCACGUGGUGUCGAGCCAGUUUUUUGGUGUUGGCCAGCUUGAAGAGACAGAGGUAAAGGAGAAAGGGAAUAUUUGA